AUGCCUCGAAAUUACAUUUUCAAUUCUAGUCAUGUUGAGAAUGCUGAUGAAAUCAGCUUUUCCUAUACCAUUCUUGAUCCCACAAUCUUUUCCAGGUUAACAUUAAGCGAAGUUGGUUUCUCAGAAAGGCUAACAUGGCAACAAGAUCAGCGUAGCUGGGUAAGGUUUUGGUUUGUCCCAAAGGACCAGUGCGAUUAUUACAGCCAUUGUGGUGCGUUUGGACUCUGCAAUCCAAAUAUAUUGGCUGGAUUCGUGUGUGAAUGCCUCCCAGGAUACGAGCCUAAGGUCCAAAGUGAAUGGUACUUGAGGAAUGGCUCUUCAAGGACAAAAGAGAUAGGUGGUAACAGAGAUUUACCUAUGUAUGAUCUCAGAACCAUAAUUUCAGCCACCGAUUCUUUUGCUCUCGCAAACAAACUUGGAGAAGGUGGUUUCGGAUCAGUUUAUAAGGUGAUUCAUUGUCUAGCUUAA
Molecule: messenger RNA, 468 nt
Organism: Oldenlandia corymbosa var. corymbosa
Lineage: Eukaryota; Viridiplantae; Streptophyta; Magnoliopsida; Gentianales; Rubiaceae
Source: the annotation of a GenBank genome assembly